UUGACUUCUUCUUCCCUGACCAUUUCUCUGUCUCCCUCUCUCUCGGUCUCCUAACAAAAUCAACGGGAAUUUUUAUAGCAAAAAGAAAAAAAAUCCGGAUUAUCUUCCAAAAAAAAGCCCAUCUGUUUCAUCCAAAAUACUUCCCAUUUCACAAGUGAGCGGGAGAGAAAGAGGCUGGUGAUUACUAUGUCGUGGAUAAGAACAGCGGUGAACAAAGCAGUGGAAGCUGGGGGCAGGAACACUCGCACUGUCCGCGACUACGCUGGCUAUGCUGUCUCCGAGGGAGCCAAGAUCAUCCACGACCGCAUUGGUCCUGGGAACUUGAAAAGCUUUAAGCACACCGUGAAACAAUUGGAAGAAGUUUCUGUAUCGUGUAGAGGGAUAGAAAGAGUUCAGUUACUGAGGAGGUGGUUGGUUGCACUUAAAGAAAUAGAGAGAUUAUCCGAUGUUUAUCGGGAGAACAAUGAAAAGAAUCCCGAGGAGCAGCUGACAUCUGAUGAAUCCAAGGACUCUCCUAGAAAACCCACUUUGGUUUAUUAUGUAGAUUCUGACAUGGGUGGUGUACAUUUGACUUUUCGUGAUGCCUUUCUUCAAAGCCAAGCUCUUGAAGGCAUAACGUUGUCUAUGAUUCUUGAAGCACCAAAUGAUGAAGAAGUUUCACUACUUCUGGAGAUAUAUGGGCUGUGUCUUACAGGAGGAAAGGAAGUUCAUAAUACAGUAAUGAGCAGCAUACAGAAUUUGGCAAAAGCAUUCUCAGGCUACCAAGAUGAAGUACUGGUAAAGCGAGAAGAAUUGCUCCAGUAUGCUCAAGGUGCAAUUUCAGGGUUGAAAAUAAAUGCUGAUCUUGAAAGAAUAGAUGCUGAAGCUUGCAGACUAAAGGAAAAACUUGAUAAAAUGAAGGCAUCCCAGUGUCCUUCAAAUGAGGGCUGUGAAAAAUCAGCUGAAGAAACAAAUUCUGUAACGAUAGAGGCUCUACAAGAAGCAAUUGCGCAAAUUGGACUAUGUUCCAAGUUCGAGGCACUCUUACUAAGGAAAAAACCCUUGAGUAAUGGGGAUUCUUCAGAACUUCAUGCUGAAAAGAUAGAUAAAUUGAAAAUACUAUCGGAAUCUCUUGCUAACUCUACCUCCAAAGCCGAAAAGCGCAUGUUAGACCACAGGUAUCAGAAAGAAGAAGCUCUCAACUUUCGCGUGGCAAAAGGCAAUGAAGUUACCCAACUUGAGAAGGAAUUGGUGGGGGAGAUUGGAGAACUAGAGAAGCAAAGAGAUGAACUUGAAGCUAAAUUAAAAAAGGUCAAUAACUCUUUGGCUGCCACUCGUGCACGGCUACACAAUGUGAGAGAAGAAAGAGAGAAUUUUGAUGAAGCUAGUAAUGAGAUUCUUGCACACUUGAAAACAAAGGAAGAUGAGCUGUUGAGAUCGAUUUCUUCCUAUAGAUUAGAAGGUAAAGCUGUUGAUACAUGGAUCAAUUUUCUGGAAGAUACCUGGGUUCUCCAGACCUCGUAUGCAGAGCAAUGGGAGAAGCAGAUCAAUGGUGAACUGGAGAGAUAUGGAGACUAUUUUGUGAAUUUGGUUAUUCAUCUUCUCUCUACUUACAAGGAAUGGUUGGGGCCUUCCAUUUCUUGUACUAGGAAAAUUGUGGACAGCUUGAGUUCAAGUCAACGGUUAGAAAUAUCGCCUAGCAUAGAUGAGAGUUUCAAAGUAACAAAACCAAGGAAAAAUCUUGAGGAAGAGUAUUUGGGUGUUGAAGCCAAGUUUGUAACCACUUUAAGUGUUGUGGACACCAUGAAAAAGCAGUUCUACAUUCAAAAAGAAGGCAUUUUCAGGAAAGAUGAUCAAAAGGUGAAAGAGCUGUUUGAUGCCCUAGAGAAAAUAAAUUAUGAAUUUGAAUCAAUUGAGAGACCGAAAUUGGAAAUCGAGACUCCAACUCGGAAGUUAGCGACACCAUCCAGCAGUGGCCGCCAUCGAAGUUAUUUCCGUACCUCUGAACACAAUGCAGAGUCAUUGGAAGACAAACAAGAUGAGGCCUCAAUUCAGAGAGUAAAAGCAGAGCCAAAAUUUGGAAAGGUUGGUGGAGAUGACUUGGCAGAGGAGAUUGGUGACUGGGAGUUUGAUGUUCUUCAAGAGGACAUAAAAACCAGCAGCUGACCAUCAAGGAGAUGGGAAGCAAAAAAAUCAUCUGAUGUUUUAUUCAUGGGAAAAGAAAGAAAGCAUUUCUCCAUACAAGAGUAAAACAAUCACUCCCCAACCGCUGCAAAUCCAAUGGGAAUUUAAAAGUGUAUACAUAAACUUAUUUUUAUCAUCUGUUAAAAACUUCCGAAAUUGUGAAUCGAGCUUGAGCUAUUU
Molecule: messenger RNA, 2343 nt
Organism: Corylus avellana
Lineage: Eukaryota; Viridiplantae; Streptophyta; Magnoliopsida; Fagales; Betulaceae
Source: RefSeq, a predicted model, not a curated record